AUGCUGUCAAUUGCAGCCCAGCUAAUUGACCCUCGAGACAUCAGUAUAUCAUGGGAUAGCAUUGCUGGCUUGGAGGAGAUCACACAGGAGCUCAGAGAAACAGUCAUCCUCCCCAUUCAGAAGAGGCACCUCUUCACUGGCUCACAACUGAUCCAGCCACCAAAGGGAGUGCUUCUUCAUGGCCCACCUGGCUGUGGCAAAACCAUGAUUGCAAAAGCAACAGCACGGGAAGCUGGAGCCCGCUUCAUCAAUUUGGAGGUUGCAGCGCUUACCGACAAAUGGUACGGAGAAUCUCAAAAGCUUGCCAGCGCUGUCUUUACAUUGGCAGUGAAGAUCCAACCUUGCAUCGUAUUUAUUGAUGAGAUUGACUCGUUCCUGCGGUCCCGUGAUAGUCAAGACCAUGAGGCAACAGCUAUGAUGAAGGCACAGUUCAUGUGUCUCUGGGACGGCCUCAUCACGGACCCUGACUGCCAGGUGGUGGUAAUGGGUGCCACUAACCGUCCUCAUGAUGUUGACAAGGCGAUCCUACGUCGCAUGCCAGCUAUGUUUCAUGUUGGUUUGCCUAACCAGCAGCAGAGGGCUGGAAUUAUCAAGCUAGUGUUAGAGACAGAAGGGGUGAGCAAGGAUGUGAACAUUACGAAGAUUGCACGCCUCACUGAGGGCUUCUCGGGUAGCGACUUGAGGGAGUUGUGUCGCAAUGCUGCUCUUUACCGGGUUCGAGAUCUCCUGCGAAUUGAAAAGAAUCAGGGAGGGGUACACAAAGAAGUGUCUGAUGAUGAAGAAACAUUCCAUGAUGCACGUCAGUCUGGUGCAAAAGAAGGUUCAGACGAUGAUGAAACAUUUCAUGAUGCAUUGCGGCCUAUCUGCAUGGAGGACUUCACCAAUGCUCUGGCCAAAAUGAAGAACUCAAAAGUGCUUGCCCACCAGCGACACAGUGUCCCGCUAGAGUUGACUAGGCCUUAUGCAGUCAUCUAACUCCUGAGGACUGUUGUUGCAUUUGUGUUUAUGACUAUAAUGCCCACCAGGAGUGGACUGAACAAUGUGAGCUGCUCUUUUAUUAUUAAGCAAUAUAAGAAAUUCAAUAAUGAUCACCUUCACAACAGUUGUCAGACCACCUCUUUGCUGAACAGCUGCACACUUCCAUCCAUUGAAACUCAUUGUUCAUAAGUGAAUCAUUGUUUGCAAAAUGAAGGCAGUAAAUGCCGACAUUUUAACUGGCAGGUGAUAACCUCAUGCUUACUAAUUGUGGUUGGCAUUCAGGAAGUUAUGCUGUAUGACAUUUGGAUUCGUCAAGGACGGAGUUUUUAUGACAUUUAUUUGCACUUAAAUGUUGUUGCCAGCAGGUGUUGUCUGACAGGACUGU
Dermacentor silvarum is the source of this 1363-nucleotide messenger RNA. RefSeq names its product outer mitochondrial transmembrane helix translocase-like. The record is from RefSeq and is a predicted model, not a curated record. The transcript has 7 exons. Gene Ontology annotation, cellular component: mitochondrial outer membrane. Lineage: Eukaryota; Metazoa; Arthropoda; Arachnida; Ixodida; Ixodidae. Gene Ontology annotation, molecular function: ATP binding; ATP hydrolysis activity. The coding region runs from base 1 to 975 and encodes 324 amino acids.